This is a messenger RNA of Drosophila busckii, 1578 nucleotides long. RefSeq names its product membrane-bound alkaline phosphatase (gene Alp6). Bases 20 to 1567 code for a protein of 515 amino acids. The transcript has 3 exons. Gene Ontology annotation, molecular function: alkaline phosphatase activity. NCBI's taxonomy places the organism in Eukaryota, Metazoa, Arthropoda, Insecta, Diptera, Drosophilidae. The record is from RefSeq and is a predicted model, not a curated record. Gene Ontology annotation, biological process: dephosphorylation.
UCUUAGUUACAGUUGGACAAUGGCGUAUCGUUGGAGCUGCUGCUGCCUGCUGGCGGUUCUUAUACUUGCCACAGCGCAAGCAGAUCAACAACAUGUGCGCAUGCUGCGUAGCACACGCAACCAUAAGCUGCGAAAUGAAGCCGAAAUGAAGAGCGAGUAUUGGCGCCAGGAUGCGCAGAGCAUGCUGGCGGCCAAGCUGGCUGCAUUGGACGCACUGAAGGCGAACUCGGCCAAGAAUGUGAUUAUGUUUCUGGGCGAUGGCAUGUCCAUACACACGGUAACAGCCACGCGCAAUUUGCUGGGCGACAGUCCGGAGAAAGUGUAUUUCGAAAAGUUUCCUUACACUGGACUCUCCAAGACGUACUGCGUCAAUAGGCAGGUGGCUGAUUCCGCCUGCACGGCGACUGCUUAUUUGGGCGGCGUUAAGGCCAACUACGGCACCAUUGGCAUCAAUGCGCAGGUGAAGCGCUACAGCUGCGAGGAUCAUACAGAGCAUAGAGUGGACAGCAUUGCCAAGUGGGCGCAGGAUGCAGGCAAGAGCGCAGGCUUUGUCACCAGCGCGCGUGUUACACACGCAUCGCCCGCUGGCGUCUAUGCGCACAUAGCUGAUCGCAACUGGGAGAAUGAUAUGGAGGUUGCUGCCGGCGGCUGUGAUCCCGAGCAGACGCUGGACAUAGCACGCCAGCUGGUGGAGUGGCCCACAGGUCAGCAGCUCAAGGUUAUACUAGGCGGCGGCCGACAGAACUUUCUCAAUAGCACCGUUAGAGAUGAAACUGGCUAUGCUGGCAAUCGCCAAGAUGGACGCAAUCUCAUCAAGCAGUGGCUGUCUGACAGGCAGUCAGAGAAUGUUACAGCCAAAUAUGUGUGGAGUCGCAAGGGCUUGACCGAGCUCAACUUGGAGCACACCGACUAUCUGCUCGGACUGUUUGCCAGCGAUCAUUUGCCCUACGAUGGCGAUCGUCAUCGCAGCACCAAGCACAGCGCUCAGGCGGAUCCUUCGCUCACAGAGCUCACCGAGGCGGCCAUACGCGUGCUGCAGCGCAAUGACAAGGGCUACUUUUUGUUUGUGGAAGGCGCACGCAUCGACAUGGCGCAUCAUUCGAACUAUGCGCAGCGCUCGCUGGAGGACACCGCCGAAUUUGCUAGAGCUGUGCAGCAAGCGCGUGAAAUGACUUCAGAGGAGGAUACGCUUAUUGUUGUCACCUCGGAUCACUCGCAUGUUAUGACCAUCAAUGGUUAUCCGCAUCGCGAUGAGUCCAUUACUGGCGUCAUUGAUUAUCUAGCCGAUGACCAGUUGCCCUGGAGCAUACUCUCCUAUGCCAAUGGCCCCGGCUAUGCUGGCACCUACAAAAAGUCGGAGGGCCGCGUGCGUCUCACCGAUACGGACGCCGCGUAUCCACUCUAUGUGCAUCCGGCUAUGGUGCCACUCAACGCGGAUACGCACGGCGGCGAUGAUGUUGCUGUGUUUGCCUCUGGGCCAUUCGCUCAGCACUUUAGCGGCAACUACGAGCAGACCAACAUACCCGCCAUGAUGGCCAGAGCUGCCGGCAUCGGACCCUACAACUAACAACUGACAUA